AUGCUCAUCUCCAGAGUCCUCCCCACCCUCGUCCUCGGCGUUGGAAGCGUCCUCGCCGACGGCACCUCAAUCGUCAAUGCCAUCACAGCUAUUCAAAACGCCACCAAUGAGCUCACCACGACGGUCAGCAACUACAACGGAAACAUCCUCGGGGCACUCCCCAUCAUCAUCCAGUCCACCGAGCUCCUCUCAACAAUCAAGAAGGGCACCAAGACCGCCGAGGAGUCUGCCGCUCUCGCCGACCUCGAGGCGGUGACCGUCGGCCUGGCAACAAUCACGCUGGUCGGCAACGUCAACGCCUCGCUGGACACCAUCGUCGACGCCAAGCCGAAGUUCGACCGCAACCUGCUGACGCCGGUCGUGCUCCUGAACCUGGAGCAGCAGAGAUCCGCGUCGGCAGACUUCAGCGACGCUGUCGUGAGCAAACUGCCGGCCACGUUCGUCUCCACGGGACAGCAGCUCGCCGCACAGAUUAGCGAGGCCUUCAGCGAGGCUAUCAGUAUCUACAGUGGAGGAAUUCUGAGCAAGUGA
This is a messenger RNA of Diaporthe citri, 531 nucleotides long. RefSeq lists its product as uncharacterized. Bases 1 to 531 code for a protein of 176 amino acids. The record is from RefSeq and is a predicted model, not a curated record. The transcript has a single exon. Gene Ontology annotation, cellular component: extracellular region. NCBI's taxonomy places the organism in Eukaryota, Fungi, Ascomycota, Sordariomycetes, Diaporthales, Diaporthaceae.